GGUAUGAUGGCUAUCUAAACUUCCGGUUUUAUUUUGUUAUUCAAGGCUGUUCAACAUUUUCAAUUACAACCAUGCGGAAAAUGACUUUCUAGCCACGAAAGCCUUUUCUUUUUCAUUUAAUUUGAUAGCAGUGUUCCAGUGAAUGGAAAUUUAAUUAAGUUGUGCAGCGGAUGUCUUCAGACGAGGGAGCACCAUGGGGACUCCCAGUAUCCAAGCCUGGCACCAAGCCGGAGCGAUGCCUUCUAGGCAGGCGAGAAAUGCUCCUACCUGAAGCAAUGAUUGAACAGUCCCACAUCUUCAAUGAAGUAGUAAGUAAGGAGACCUGGCAGAACCAGCUGACUAGUGAACAACGAGAACAUCUGUUGACUUUAUUGCCAAGCUUCUCUGAAAAUGACAGGAAAGAGAAAGAAGAAACCCUUGCUGGUCUUUUUGAGGGUGAUAACUUCAAGUUUGGAAAUCCAUUGAAAGAGUUCCAUACGAAGCUGAGAGAUGGAUUUUACUCUCCAGACAUUGCCAAGUACACUAACUUGUGUCGGACGGUCAAAUACAGGGAGUAUAAACAUCGACAGCAAACAUACUACUCGAACCUUCUCAAGGAAAUCCUUCUCUCAAGACAGAAAGUAUUUGAACAAAUGAAGAAGAUUCCACCAGAUGGCCAUGUGACAAUGGAGUACACCACUCCCCCACCACCACUCAGGGAACGCACUAUAGAACACAAAGUCAGGAAAAAAUAUGUCAGGCUGAUGAAGGAAGUGAGGGAGGAGUGUGGGGUGGAGGACACCUCAUCAGAGGAAGAUGAGCAUGACAGCCCAGCCCAGAGAGGUAAAAAACAGUUGUUUAAAUCCUUGUGUCCCAUUCCUUCACCUGAACCUACCAUCCCCAGCGUAGUUGCCACCUUCUCUGCAAAGCCUACUGUUAAUGGAGAUGUUACAGGGGAAGUUUUACCACAAUCAAAACGGCAACGGCCGUUUAGCCCAGUAGAGAUAUCAGAGGAAGAUUAUCUGCUAAUGUUAAAAAAUCACAAAAAGAAAAAGUUGGAAGCUGAGGAAUACCCAGAACUGAAUACACAGAACAUCACUAUGCAAGACAUCAUGGCGAGGUGUCAGGCCAGUAGGAAAACACCAAAGGCACAACCAACGCCAGAAAAUUCAUCAUUAUCAUUAGCUAAGAAAAAGAAGAUAAGAUUAAAAGAAAAAACUGACAGAAAGCUAAAGAAAGUAAUGAAGAUAAAACAAGAAAAUGUGAAGAUAAAAUCAGAGCCUGGCUAUAAUGAAGAAGGAUCCGCCCUGGGGAUGAAUGACAGUUUCCUCAAGGGUGAGGAUGAUGGGGUACCAGAUUUCCCCCUCCCUGAUACCUGUCCUACCAGACUUUCCUUCGGUCAGCACAAUAACUUCUUCAGCCUCAUUAAGGACCUACUCACAGAGUUUCAGGACGGAAAGUUUACCACAGCUAAUUUGGAGGAAAAAGUGCGAGAGUGGCAGGAAGCACCAACUAGCUCACUCAACUCCUGGUUCAGUCUUCAGACAAAUUGGGUGGACAGUGUCAUGUCCACGCUCAAAUUUUUAGCCGGAGACCUUGUAGGUGCCACACCCGAUAACUUUGUUCCAUUCGUGGACUACAAGGAGAGAGCUCAGCAGUGGCGCUGGAUUGGUGUCGGCCGUGACUCAGAUGAAACUCUCCUGGAACUUUUUAAAUACUGGUGUUCAAAUAAGAAGGAGUCCUCCUCUGACCUCAAUGACAGUGGUCAAGGAUCACCUCCACCUCCUCGAAGUUGGACUUCAUUUGUGGUACGGGCAACAUCAGACGAGGAAAAGGGUACAUUUAGGGAACAGGAAAAGAGACGGUUUGAGAACCCUCAUAAAGCCUUUACAUACAAAAUGCAUGGCUACGAGUCAGUUGUUGGGCCAGUAAAGGGAGUCUACAGCAAGGAGAACGCCAUGAACAAAGCAAGAGAGCAUGCAUUGUUAAUCUCUAACAGGCCUUCCUUUGUUACCAUUCUUACAUUAGUUCGAGAUGCUGCAGCACGAUUACCCAAUGGAGAGGGAACACGUGGUGAUAUUUGUGAGCUGCUGAAAGAUUCUCAGUUUUUAGCUCCUGGAGUGUCAGAUGCACAGAUAAAUGUGGUGGUUAGUGGAGCUCUAGACAGACUUCACUCGGAGAAGGACCCUUGUGUCAAGUAUGAUGUCAACAGGAAGCUUUGGAUCUACCUCCACAGGAGUCGUGCAGAGGAGGAGUUUGAACGGAUACACCAAGCACAUGCUGCAGCUCAGAAAGCCAGGAAAUCGCUACAGAAGCCCAAAACUCAGAAAACACAAAAAGUGAAGGAGUUGACAAGCCAGACCCCGCCAACUCCUAGUCUGACCUCGGCCAGUAGUCCACGCCUCACUCAAUCCCUCAGUGCCAGUACAGAGAGUCUUAAUGCUCUAGACAGCAGUCACACUCCUUCCAGUCCGGUUGUUACGGGCAGCCCCACUUCUAAGGGCACUCCUAGCAGCCCUGUCGUAGGACAGAUCAGCCCCCGUGCUACAGGGAGUCCUCGUGCGACCUCCACACUGGCCUCCACAAUGAACAAGUCUGGGGCUGCUGCCAACCUCCUGUCUAGUGGGAGUGGUUUAUCAUCCAUGUCUGGUGCCACUAUCAGGUUCCAGAUACAACAGUUACAGCAACAACAGCAGCAACAGCAACAACAACAGCAGUUACAGCAUACAGGAAGUCUUCCUGGGACACCCACUAAAGGUAUGUCCCCAGGAAGCAACAGGUCUCCCUCUGUUAACGUUUCCACAGCCUUGCAGCAGUCGCGGCCAGACACACCAACUGGAGUCUCAAAGACGCUAAAUCUACAUAACGUGCGAGCCACUCUGAUGGGCUCAAACCCGCAGGGAAGCCCUGCAUUGGCUCAAAGUCUUGGACAACAGAUCUGCCCAGAGCUGUUUAUACAAGGGUCACGGGGUGGCACUCCUAGUAACUCCCCAGCCCACACUCCCACCCCUACCCAAACCUCAACCUUGGUCACCAAGAAAACCACCACAGUAGCUACUACUGCCUCCGGACUUCAGACAAUGAUAGAUGCAAGCAAUACCACAUCAACAGUGCCAUCAUCUGGUGUAGGGACACCUUUGGUGGCACGCUUAGUUGCUGGAAACCAAAUGGUUUCUGUGAGUAACCUGUUAGCGGCACAGAGGGCACAGGCCCAAUCUCCUCGAGCUAGUACUACUAUUAAAAUACAAGGCAGCAACAUGGUACAUCAGGUGGCAGGAGGAAAGCCUGUACAAUUCACAGGAAAGCCCCGUGGCCAGCUGGUGCAGAUAGGGGGCAAAGGUCAACAGCAGAUCCAGGGCCUGUUACAAACCCAGCAGGGCGCUCUUCCAACCAUAAGCAUAAUAUCACAGGGCAGCGGAGGAGGGGUGAUGACCCUCGCACAGCCUCGGACGCCCACAGCUACCUCAGAGUCAUCAGUGGGAAGUCCUACUACACAUGCAGUCACUACUAACUCACGCCUCACCAACACCUCGGUGGUUAAUACAGCCACACCCGCUGGCUCUCAGGCAAUGGUGCAGAUGGUCAAUCAACCUAAAGUAGUCACACCAGGACAGGGUGGCAUUGUGGUUACUCAACUUCCUCAUGGCAGCAUCACCUUGCGUCCCGGGGGCAUGCCUGCAUCCACGCAAGCCAAAGUGGUAACUGCAGGCCAAGCCGGUUUGUUACCUCAGUUUAUUGUCCAACAGUCAUCAGGCGGACUUACCAGUAACAAUGCAACACUCACUCCAAGUUUUUCUGGUGGAAAGCCAUUGCAGAUCAUGAGUGGGGGGAGUCCAAAGCAGGGUCAGAACAUUCAAGUGGUGAGGACUGUUCUGGGCCAGCAGGGUGGACUUAAGCCUGGCCAGGCAACUAUCCUCAUCUCCCAGCCCCAGAUCCCUGAUAACCAGGCCACGCAGGCCACAGUACUGCCCUCGGGACAGAUCAUACCUAACCCAACCAAGGCCCAAGCCAAGGGGUCACAGAAGGGCAAGGGUCAGUCUGGUGCUGUAUAUGCCCGUAUAAUAGCCCCUCCCCCUGGACUGAAACUUGCUGGCGGGCAGGGGAUUCCUGCCCAGGGUGUCGGAAUGUUACAGACUGUUAACAAACUAAACAUGGUACAAGCGGCAGGUCGUGGGUCAGUCUCCAUGACCCCUGUUGGGGACACUAGUCCACGCACUUUGGCAGCCACUGCCUUAUCUACUAGCUCAACUGAAGUGCCCAACUCUGAUGCCAAGUCAUGACAGAGAUGAAUGUCUGUAGUCGAUUCAGUGUGUUCCUUAUCAUCAGGAGUUAUUUUUCAAAUACACAUCUUUUUGUAAACUAUGGAAUACAUUUAUGAAAUAAAUAUCUCAGACUUGAUAAAAAAGUUUGACAUGAGUAAGUUAAA
Molecule: messenger RNA, 4405 nt
Organism: Pecten maximus
Lineage: Eukaryota; Metazoa; Mollusca; Bivalvia; Pectinida; Pectinidae
Product: nuclear factor related to kappa-B-binding protein-like
Exons: 25
Coding region: 171-4259 (1362 amino acids)
Cellular component (GO): Ino80 complex
Molecular function (GO): protease binding
Source: RefSeq, a predicted model, not a curated record